Molecule: messenger RNA, 1020 nt
Organism: Limulus polyphemus (Atlantic horseshoe crab)
Lineage: Eukaryota; Metazoa; Arthropoda; Merostomata; Xiphosura; Limulidae
Product: GTP cyclohydrolase 1 feedback regulatory protein-like
Exons: 4
Coding region: 251-529 (92 amino acids)
Biological process (GO): negative regulation of biosynthetic process
Cellular component (GO): nucleus; cytoplasm
Molecular function (GO): GTP cyclohydrolase binding
Source: RefSeq, a predicted model, not a curated record
AGUGCUGUAGAAAAGUAAAUAGUAGAGCCUUUUAGUUUUACUUAGGCUUAUGUGAAAAUCAUAACUUUCCACAAGUACCAUAACAAUUAACAUAUGAAACGAACAACAACCAGAACAAGGAACUAUUUGAAGGAGAAGUUAAAAACACCUUUCCGAUCCUUGAACUCUCUCGCAUUUACAAACAUAUUUAGGCACCGAAUUCCUUGUGGAUCUGUGGCUUUGCUGGUUACAGGAUCCUGAGCAUGGUGUCAUGAAUCCAGAAACUUUGAGAAAUAUGAAUAAGUGGCAAAAAAAGUCGGGGAAAAUAGAAAAAGGGCCAACUAUUGUUGGAGAUGCUAAUUCUGAUGUGCAGCUCAUGAACUAUCUUGGGGCCAAAAAAGUCUUACAACAAGGAAAUGAUUAUUACCAGUACUGUUGUGAUCACACUCCUCGUCUUGUACUCAACAAACUGGAAGAGUUAGGCUACCGUGUAGUAGCAAUGACAGGAAUUGGACAGACCUGCAUUUGGACACUUCAUAAAGAGAGCUGAAAUAUCAAACAAGAAGAUACUUCUUUUAUCAUUUUUGUGACCAAGAGAUGACAUCAAAAGAUGGUGGCCCAAUAGUAAUUUCACACAGAAAAUAGUAGCUCUGCAAAAGAAAAUGAUAAAAAAUUCUGGAUAAAAGUUUUAUCACAUUACAAAUUAAAGUGUUUUAGCAUUACUUUUAAUAGUUGAACUUAUUAACUUUUAUGCAACUUCCUUCUUUUAUGAACAUUGGAUUGAAAGAUACAGAUAGUAUAAAAAAUGUUUUUAUACAGUGCACUAUUGAACUUAAAAACACGAAUGUGAGGUUACUAUAUGGUUACCCCCCCCCAAAAAAAAGCAAUUAUUUUAGCCUGUUGCAUAAAUGUUCUGUUUUAGAUAACUUUUUAAUAUUUUUAUCAUGUUUUUCUUUUAUGAAUGAAAAUAACAUGGGACUUGGCAAUGUUAUUUCUAAAGUUAGUUUAUUUUUGUAGGUAAUAAAAUGCAUUUGAAAGAAA